Molecule: messenger RNA, 3839 nt
Organism: Chironomus riparius
Lineage: Eukaryota; Metazoa; Arthropoda; Insecta; Diptera; Chironomidae
Source: the annotation of a GenBank genome assembly
UUAAAACGGUAACAUCGAUCUAGUAUAAUUGAUAGUGUUAAGUAGCAAAAUAAAAAAAUGAUUAAGUUAAUUUUGUGUCUAACUGCUGCCAUAAAAUUGGCAAGUGCUCAAUAUAAUGGAAUUAUUUGGGAUGCAGAGCCUCAAUAUCAACCGCAAUAUAGUCAACAAGUCAUACCACAAGUUCAAAGUGAUAAAAAUAGAGAAGCAGCAGAGGAGCCAAUUGUAGGCUCACCACUUUUGCCAAUUCUUCCAUUAGGACUUGGCAGAAUUGGAGGUCUUGGAGGGCUUGGAGGGCUUCCUGGACUUCGUUUCAGUAACUUAAAUGCUGGACAUUUCGGUGGUUUAAUGUAUGGAAAUUCAUUGUUGGGUGCACCAAAUCCAAUGGCUGAUGAACAAGCUGAAGCUCAAUAUGCUGAUCCACAAGUUGCUAGUCAAUACCAAGCAGCUGAAUAUCAAGUUGAUCCACAAAUUUCAGCACAAGCUGAUACUGCCAGUUAUGGACAUGGUGGAAAAUGGUGGUGGAAAAAAUGGGCAAAUGAUGAUCAAUCCGGUUCAGUUGUUGGUGCUUCUCCUUGCUCAUGUGCUCAAAGCUACCAGAAUUAUCAAGUUGCAUCCCCACAAAGCUACGAAUUUGCCUCACCACAAAGCUAUUCAGGAUAUGAAGCAGCACCACAAAACUACGAAGUCGCAGCAAGACAAAGUUAUGAAGUUGCAGCUCCACAAAAUUAUCAGCCAUAUCAACAACAAAUCUAUUCAGCAUAUCAGUCACCAUUGCCACAAAUUAUUACAGAUUAUCAACCAAGUCCUGCUCAAGGAUACCGCGCACAAUAUGAUCAUCAGCAAAUACAGCCACAACCAGCUGGACCAAUUGUACAGCCAGCUGGAACUUAUGAAUCAUCUGAAAAAUCAGCAUCAGAAGCAAACGCUGAUGAGAGAAGUUGGGAUUGGAGUUGGAAAGACGAUAAGAAGGCAGGAAAGUUUGAUAAAUUCCAUUCCAAAAAGGAUAAAUUCAACAAAGGAGGUCACGCACACAUCCAUGUUCAUCCAGAGCCACAUUAUCAUCAGCCUUCAUAUCAUCAACCCACUUAUUAUCAUCAACCACAAUAUCAUGCAUACACAAAGCCAGUUUACACAAAACCUGCUCCAGCUGCAGCACAGCCAGUUCAGUACAAUAAUUAUUACAAUGGUUAUCGUGCAAGAAAUAUGGAAGCUGAAAAGCCUUUGGAUUCUGAAGUGAAAACUGAGGUAGGUCAAUCUCAAGAUUUAAAGAUCACAACAACUGAAGCCUCAUCAAAUAAGACGACGACCUCAGCAUCUUGCUACUCUCCAAACGAACUGACCACAAAAACACAAUCAACGACAUCGACUGACGAAAGAAGCGCAAAUGUAGUUUCAACGACCACAGAAAAAUCCAAGAAAAAAUCCAAAAAAUCAAGCAGACGACGACGUGAAGUUCCAAGUCCAUCGACAAAUAGUAAAAGAUGUAUCACAUUCACAGAUCCAAUCUUCUUAGGUCUUCCUUUAUCUGGUUCACCUUUUUCUGGCAUUCCUCUUCUUGGAGCUCCAAAUCCUAAUGCUGCUGCUGAUGACUCAACACAAGACUUAGUCAGCAAUCCAUCAGAGAACUGUGAAAGGUAUGAAACUGUUAAAAAAGGUCUUUUUCCAACCCAGAUUCAUAUGGAUAAUGUUCCACAAGAUACAAUCCUUCAAUUUCAAGCAAUUCCUCCGGUUAGUGGAAUUAAAUCACUUUUUGAUAAAAUUUCAUUGCCUUUAAAGUCCGAUAAACUCAUUCAUGGGAAUAUUUUGGGUGAUACUAAUGAAAGUUUGGAUUCAGCUAAUGAAGCUUCUGAGUCUGUUCAGGUCGAUGACAAUAAUGUUGAAGUUCCAUUUUCUGGUAAUGAAAUUUUAGGAUCUUCACAAUCUCAAGAUUCUUCACAAUACUUGCCACAGUCUGCCUCUCAAAUAUCUCAAAAUCAUGUUGAUGAGGUUGUCGGUGCUCCUAAUAUUGGACCAAACUCUUUUGUGUCUACAAAUUAUGGAACUGCACAACAACUUGCUGCAAAUGUAAGGUUUAAUUUAAACAACGCAAGGAACUCAAUUCAAAUGCCAACUUCCCAUAGUCAGCAAGUUCAUCCUCCAACUUGCAACUGCAACUAUGAAAAUUACCACAAUCUCCUUAAUCGCAUGCAGUCAAGUUAUAAUCACUUCCAGAAUGAAAUGAGUGAAAUUUUUGAGCAAUUUAAAGCUGCAGAAUCAUCAAAAGGAAGUAGAACUGACUCAUAUUCAUCUCCAUCUAUUCAUGCUGAUAUGGAUUUUAAUGUGGUAUGUAAAGAUGUCAAUACACUAGCAUCCAGACCUGACUUACUAGCAGUUUGUCACGAAUUAAGCUCAGCACCACAAAAUUAUCCACAAUCACAUCAAAGUUCAGGAAAUGAAUUGUACAAGAAUGACUUCUUAAGCUACCAAGACUACAUCAGAAUGAUCAGUAAUGUGAAUGCAAAUCCAAAAACUUUAGUGAAUUAUGGAUCAAACUUUCCAAUAGUCGCAGCCCCAAAUCCAAUGAAUUCAAGUCCUACAAAUGAGGAAACAAGCAAUACAGUGAAAUUGAUUAAGGAGUAUGUUAGAGACUUACCUGAUGAAGAACCGCAAGUAGCAGCAGAAAAUCCUGAAAUUAGUGAAGUUGAGGAAGUGAAGGAACAAGUAGAACAUGUAGAUGUAAAAUUUAGCGGUAAUUGCUCAAAUCCAACUGAUUCACCGCAGCCCAUAGAAACAACUCAACCACCACCAAGUAGAUUUUUGGGAGCUCUUGGACCUGACAGAACUCAACAAUUAUUCAGAGCAACAUUUACUGAACCGUAUCUAGGAGCUGUACAGCAAGAAAACAACAAGCUAUGGAACAAUGAUGCACUCAUGGGAAGAAUCAUGGGACAAGUUGAAGACACCUACUUGGACUUUGUAAAGCACAAUGAAAACUUACCACGAAUUCAAGACAUUCGCGUUAUUACAUAAAACCUGGAUUUUUUUUGAUGACUCAAUAAUUGACACCUGACAUGACUUAAUACAGAAAUGCUGCAUUUCCUUUUUUAAUUUUUUAUACUUUUUUAUUUUUGUAGCAAAAUUAUGCAAUAAAUUAUAGGUACAAAUUGUUUGUAGCAAAAUUUAAUCACUUCUAUCUCUUGACAAUCUUUGCAAAAUUUUCAGGUACUUCCAAAAAUAUAAAAAAAAAAAUGAAAAUUCAAAAAAAAUUGCCAAAAGUCAAAAUCUCAAAAAAAACUUAAUUUCCAUUCUCAAUAUCCAUAAAGUCACUGAAAAUGAAUUAAUUUUUGCUGAUUAUCGGAAUAGUAAGCUCGUGAAUUCUCUAUAGCCAUUUCGAAUCGAAUCAACUGCAUUGUCAACGACACUUGUUGCCUCUCCAGCUGGUUGUGUGUUUUGAAUUGCACCGCCAAAAUUUUGAAGUGUGUCACCUAGUGCUGAAUAAACUGCUUGUGGACUCACUGAUGUGACCUGGAUUUUUAUUAAAAUGGAAAUAAAUAAUAAAAAUUUUUUUUUUUGCUAAGUUUUGGGUCGUAAAAGUUGUGAUAUAAAUGGAUAUCCAUAAAAAAUGCGUGAUGAAAGAUGUCUGCGACUUUAAUUUUGAUUUACAAAUGGCACUGCUUGGAUAAGAUUAGCACAGAUUCACACAAUUAAAAAACUUUUAAUGUAAUUUUUCUUAAAGACUCAAUUUCACUUAUCACGUACCCAAAGAUUUUAAAUUUCAGAACGUCAUUUAUCAACGAUCCCCAACUUCCAAAAAAAAUUUAUAGCUUAGGGGCCGUUCACUUAUUACGUUCACAUUUUAG